AUGCGCGAGAUCGUUCACGUUCAAGCUGGACAAUGCGGUAACCAAAUUGGUGCCAAAUUCUGGGAGGUUAUCUCUGACGAGCACGGAAUCCAACCUGACGGAAACUACGCUGGUGACUCAGACCUUCAAUUGGAGAGAAUCAACGUUUACUACAAUGAAGCCUCAGGAGGCAAAUAUGUACCCCGUGCCGUUCUCGUUGACUUGGAACCUGGAACCAUGGACUCAGUCAGAUCCGGACCUUUCGGUCAACUUUUCCGUCCCGAUAACUUCGUCUUCGGACAAUCCGGAGCCGGAAACAACUGGGCCAAGGGUCACUACACCGAGGGAGCUGAACUUGUCGACAAUGUCCUCGACGUUGUUCGCAAGGAAGCCGAAGGAUGUGAUUGUCUUCAAGGAUUCCAACUUACCCACUCCUUGGGAGGAGGUACCGGAUCCGGUAUGGGAACCCUCCUCAUCUCUAAGAUCCGUGAGGAAUACCCAGACAGAAUUAUGUCUUCAUACUCUGUUGUCCCAUCUCCAAAGGUCUCAGACACUGUUGUUGAGCCAUACAAUGCCACUCUCUCUGUUCACCAAUUGGUUGAGAACACUGAUGAGACUUUCUGCAUUGACAAUGAAGCUUUAUACGAUAUCUGCUUCCGCACAUUGAAGCUCCAAAACCCAACAUACGGAGACUUGAAUCAUCUUGUUUCUGUUACCAUGUCUGGAGUAACAACAUGUCUUCGAUUCCCUGGACAGCUUAACGCCGAUCUCCGCAAACUUGCUGUUAACAUGGUUCCUUUCCCACGUCUUCACUUCUUCAUGCCUGGAUUUGCUCCUCUCUCUGCCAAGGGUGCUCAAGCUUACAGAGCUCUUACUGUUGCUGAGCUUACCCAACAGAUGUUCGAUGCCAAGAACAUGAUGGCUGCUUGCGACCCACGUCACGGACGUUACUUGACCGUUGCUGCCAUGUUCCGUGGACGCAUGAGCAUGAGAGAAGUCGAUGACCAGAUGAUGUCUGUACAAAAUAAGAACUCCUCAUACUUCGUUGAAUGGAUUCCAAACAACGUCAAGACCGCUGUUUGUGACAUCCCACCACGUGGAUUGAAGAUGGCUGCUACCUUCGUUGGUAACUCCACCGCCAUUCAAGAGCUCUUCAAGCGCAUCUCCGAACAAUUCACUGCUAUGUUCCGUCGUAAGGCUUUCUUGCAUUGGUACACUGGUGAAGGUAUGGACGAGAUGGAGUUCACUGAGGCCGAGUCUAACAUGAACGAUCUCGUUUCCGAGUAUCAACAAUACCAAGAAGCCACCGCCGAUGAUGAGGGAGAACUCGAAGGAGGCGAAGGCGAGAGCUACGCUGAUCAGGAAUAG
Molecule: messenger RNA, 1347 nt
Organism: Auanema sp. JU1783
Lineage: Eukaryota; Metazoa; Nematoda; Chromadorea; Rhabditida; Rhabditidae
Source: the annotation of a GenBank genome assembly